Macrobrachium nipponense is the source of this 1965-nucleotide messenger RNA. RefSeq lists its product as uncharacterized. The coding region runs from base 257 to 1687 and encodes 476 amino acids. The transcript has 4 exons. NCBI's taxonomy places the organism in Eukaryota, Metazoa, Arthropoda, Malacostraca, Decapoda, Palaemonidae. The record is from RefSeq and is a predicted model, not a curated record.
GACACAAGAUAUGUUUUAUUGAUUUGCACAGCUUUGUCAUAAAAUCAACGAUUUCAUUUUGUGGGGCCGAAACAUGACCCAUAAAGGAAUCAAACUAAAUUGCUUGUGAAGGUGGUUUGGACAAUCGAUUCGCUUGGAAAAAAGUUUGAGUGGGCGACUGGCGGCAAGUGAUGGAAUAUCUUCAGAUAAGUGAACAAUAUGCAUUCAUUAACGGUGUUGAUAAUUUCGAAGUCUGUGUUGUGACUGCAGUAAACCUAUGGCUAAAGAAACAUGGGAUCCAGAAAUGCUGAGGCCUUACCUAGAGGCAGCCUCAAAAAUUUCGCCUCCAACAAGGGUCAGCUUGGAGAAAUUCAACGAGGACAGUUACAACUUCCCUAUUCCAUUUCCUAUCAACACGGCUCGAAUAUCGACUUUAGUCAAGCAAGGUAAAAGCCAAGGAAAACUCACUGAACACAUCAACUCUACAUAUCCAGUCAUUCAUGAAAACUGUGUUCCUCUCCUUGCUGCUUUUCUGCACUACAAGAAAAACCAUGGAUCUCCUACUGAAAAGUCUCUUUAUGAGGAGAUGGACCUGACUGGUUUUGUUGAUCGUCUCCUGCGCAACAGGCCCGUAACUUUCUUUGGCAAGAAUGAUCAGUACCUGUUGAGGGACAGAACUGCCGGUAAAGGUGGGUUUGAAAAAAUUGGCACGAGCGAAGAAACGCCAACUUUGUGCCUAAAGGAUUAUUUAAGUUAUGAUGAAAUGAAAGUCUCGGCUUUUCUCUCUGUCUCGUCAGAAUCUUCCUUCAUUAAUGACGGUAGUCGUAGAAACAAAGGGGCUCCAGGCAAACCAGGAACUUUCCAGCAAGAUGGGGUUAUUGUUGGAAUGGUUGGGGCUCGACUUAAAAAAGAAGGAUUCAUGGAAUGGCAAGACUGCAUUGUCACUAAAAAGCAGAAUUGCAAAGAAUUAGGGUAUGGUUCUUUGGAUGGACCACCUCGUCUUCAACACGCCUGGUCUCGCCUAUGGGGAGUACCUCUUCCUGAAUGGUCGAGCAUAACCCCAGACAAUGAGAAGUUUUUGCAGGUCAACAACAAUUCUUAUAUCAACAUUGAAGUAUAUAAGAAAAGGAUGCAGUUGGGAGCUGAAACACUUUUGGCUGAGGCUAAGUCCAGGGCGAGAGCAAAGGGGCUUCAGGCUUACAUCCACGUUGUUGGGCUUGGUUUAGGUGUAUGGAGAGCUAGCCAUGAACAAGAUGCCAUGUUUGUAGAUGCCUGGGGAGAAGCUCUCAAAGGUAUGAAUACGACAGGCGUUGCCCAUGUAGAUUUCAGUUGGAUAGGAGCCACAACAUGCUUAGGAGUGGGUGAUGGGGAAACAUUUCCCGAGACUAACGUGACCGUUCACUUCUCCAAGAGGUCACUCCAUGAUCCAGUACCGUCUGGGACUUUGCUAGUGGUUAACUAUGCUUGGGAUGGCAAUUCUUUACCAGGUAAUGAAUACUGGAUUGGCAAACUCAGUAGCACUGGGGAUGGUGCUGCUGCCUGCUCUUCUGGUGUUGCAGAGUUGCAUAAUGUGCAUAUUAAUAGUAAUGUCUGUGGCACAAAUUUGCAUGUUUCUACUGCAUAUGGAAUAAUGCACAUAGGCGAGUAUGCCAAAAAAUAUUUAUCACUGGGAGAGGUAUUCCAGGCAAACAAGAAAUUAAAAGCCUGAUUACUCAUAUUUGUAGUAAGUUGAUAAUUAAGCUAUGAUAUUUUUUUCAAAUUUAGAUGUUAUAAAUGUUUCCAAACUAUUUUGAUAACUGAUGACUGCUCUUAGUUGAUGAGUAUUUGUGCACAAGGGAGCUUUAAUUCAAUAUUUUUGCGAUUAAUGUUUGUGUAUUUUCAGAACUCAGAACUACUGUGAUAAAUACAGAGGCCUUUACUGUAAAAUACAGAGGCCUUUACUGUAAUAUGUCUAACCAAAACUUGAUAAUAAAAUUGCAAUCAGCA